Molecule: messenger RNA, 8699 nt
Organism: Penaeus vannamei (Pacific white shrimp)
Lineage: Eukaryota; Metazoa; Arthropoda; Malacostraca; Decapoda; Penaeidae
Source: RefSeq, a predicted model, not a curated record
GGAACAUAGCGAUGGAAGUCCCCUGAGCGCCGCCCAAGGGCGUCGCUGCGAAGACGGAGAAGGAUAAUUUCGAAAGAAAGUCCGCGGCGAACGGCCGUUUGGCUCACGCCUCGGAGGGCGGCUUCGACUAGGCCUUUCGGGGACUCCGUCGCCUUGCCCGGGCGUGCGGGCGGCCCCUACGCCAUGCCGGGGCGCCCCCCGCCCGCCCCGAGCGCGCGGGCUGAGGCGCCUCGCACGGGGCGCAGAGCAUGCGGUCCUGGCCCGCCGGGCGCCAUGGUGCGCGCCCUCGCCGCAGGAGCUGAUCCGAGCAGCCGCACGAUGGCCGGCGGCGUCCCGCGUUCGUGCUCGUGGUCCGUCACGCCGGCCACGCCGCCCGUGCCCACCCACUCGCCGCCCGAGCGCCUGCGGCCCGACGAUGGCGCCCACCGCAGCGCCCGCGCAACGACCACCUCCGCAAGCGCGCCAGCAUCUCCGUGCUGAUGGUGGGCGCGCGCAGCCCGACGCGGCCCGACCCGCCCGCGCCGCGCUCCGACCGCAGCCCGCGGCGCUCGCUGGGCGCAGUGUGGCGUGUGUCGUCCUCCAGCCCCGCCCGCCAGCUGGGCGCGUGGCUGGGGCGGCGCCCGCGCUCCUUCGCAGGCUCGGGAGACACGGACGGCGGCGUACCCAGGCCUGCACACGCUCGCGCCGCCCGCCAGCCCCGUCCCCUCGCACUGCUCCUCGUCGCCCGAGCCGCCCUCGCCCCUCGAGCCCGCGUGCGGGCGUGCGCCGGGGUGGCCGCGCCCUCGCUCAGCAGCAGCCCCUCGGCCGCGUCGCUGCCCGCCUGGGGCAGGAGCCAGGCGGCCCCGCGCCGCCCCACGCGCCUCGUCAUCAGCGGGCGCGCGCACCCGCGCCGCCUGCACCACACGCCCUGCGUCACCAGGCUGUGCCAUGUGACGGUGACGCGGCUGCAGGUCACGCUGCCCCUAGGCGGCGACCUGACCUCCGUGACGCUGGCGGUGAAGAUGCAGUCGUCGAAGCGCACUCUGCGCUCCAACGAGAUCCCGCUCCCGCCCAGCGGAACCAUCGACGUCGAGCUGCAGCUCACCUUCUCCCUCCAGUACCCGCACUUCCUGAAGCGCGAGGGCAACACCCUUCAGAUCAUGCUCCAGCGCCGCAAGAAGUACAAGCACCGCACCAUCCUCGGCUUCAAGACCCUCGCCGUCGGAGUCAUCAACAUGUCUCAGGUUCUUCAGAGACCCGUUGACCGGGAGCUGGAAUUGUACAGCGAAGGCAAGGAGAAGGGCGUGUCGCUGGCCAAGGUGACCAUGGUCUCGCUCUCGUCACAGCCUGUGGACACGGAUGAGCCGCCCGAGAGAGCCAAAUCCUUUAUGGCGGAUAACCCAGAUCGUUCCGUAGAUCUUGUGGAGGUGUACAGCGACGACGACGAGGAUUACAGUUCUCAGGAUGAAGGCAGUGACUCGGAGCCAAUACUAGAGGACGGUUCAAGAAGGACACACCAUCACUUGCGAUCAAACACACGAUCGAAGAGUUUACCCCCCAAUGCUCGGCAAAGAAACCUGAAACAGAGGUUCAUUGCAUUGCUCAAGAGAUUUAAAGUUCCUGAGGCCUUACAGGCAUUUGAUCAGGACCAGGAGCUUGAUCCCAGAACUGGUGGUGAAGUAGAUGAAGCAGAAAUUGAAGACCUCUUUGAUGAACUGGAAGAUCUUAGCGACUCUGGCCCUGAAGUGGACACUAUAUCCAUAACAUCAACCCCCAAACCGUCAUUGCGGCCAUACUUCUCGUCUUCUCGAUCUCUACUUAAUGAAGCAGACAAAGUGGGCGCAGAUAGACUGAGUGAUGAAAGUAGCAAAAGAGCCGACAGCGAUCACAUGGAGAACUGGACGGAUCAGGAGCACUCUGAUCCACAGUGCUUAGCUUCAUCUCCACCAAGAGAAGACAAAAAUAAAAGUAACAAGAACAAGUUGUUUAAUAGAGACCGAAGCAACAUGUCCUUGAAGGAGAGGAGGAGUGUGUCGUCCACAGGCGGCUCAACGCCUCGCCAGGAGAAGAUGGUUGUUGAGAGGUCGAACUCAAGUGCAAAUGUAGACUCUAGUCCAAGGAAGGUGUUGUUAGAGCAGCUGGCUCGAGUACUACCAGUGGAGGAUGUACAACUGCCAGACCACGUUGUCUUGGUGAACACAGGGGAGUCACACGGGCCUCUCCUGUCUGCACAUCUCACAGAGCAUGGCCACAGGGUGAUUACUACCAUGUCCAUGGCUGAUGUAAAGGCCACUGUCUCGCACCUUGUCAACAAGCUCCAAAAAUUCUGCAACAGUAAUGCCAAAGCCCCAGGCCCCAUGAAAGUUGUGGUGGUGGGCUCUGAUACUUACAUUAGUUGCGUUUUGCGACCGUAUGUCGACCAGUUCUCUUCCAAACCGCCGGACUUCCAAAACCACGUUAGAUUUCUCAUCAUUCCUCUUGGUGUAAAUAGCCUAGCUAAGUACUUAGGAUCUGUAGACUCUGUGUAUGGUGCGGCUUUUGUCAGUGAAUCCUGGCGAGAGGUUGUGGAGCGAUGGGAGAAGCCAGAUGUGCAAGAGGUUGUUAAUCGCAUCCACCGCUACCUUACACAGGCUCAACACACGUUGCACCUUCCUAUUGCUGAAGCUAUGCUCACAUAUAAGGAAAAGAGUGGAGAUGAUGAAUCGACGCAGGCCUUUGUGCCAUUUAUCAUGGAUGUACGGUUGGGGAGUGGGGAUGUGACUUCAUCCUCAGUCGACCUGGAUGAGCCCCUCUCAACGCCCACAGCUAUCAUCCUGCCUGGGUCCCCCCCAGCUGCGUCCACACCCACCACUGGCCUCAGUAUAGACAAAACUCGGGACAACACAACUCCUCCCUCCUCACCGAACAUCAACAGCUCACACCUGGCCAACUACAAGUCAUUAUCUGAAAGUGGUGGGCAGGAAGCUCUGGAUCUACAAGUGGACUACUGGCUUGUGCGGAGCUCUGGCCGUGAAGACAAGGAGAAGGAAAAGGAAAAAGAAAAAGCACGUGUUGAAGGAGGAAAGUACACCCUGAAGACCAGCUUUCGCACUUUACAAGUGGCGCGGUUAGCUCCCCUUGGGGUAACGCCACCUGUAGAUCCCUACUCCUUCCAGCACUUGACAUUGUCAUAUGCCACCAAAGAGAAGAAGCAGAGAAUUAUGCGCAUUGGGAAGAAGAAGGAGAAGGAGAGAGAGACUGAGAGUCGGAGAGAAGUUGUGGACGGCGUAAGCAGAUUAUUGGCGAGUGCCAAGAAUCAGCCUUUCAAAGUGAACAUUGAUUCUGCCGAGUGGACAAAUGUCAAGUUCUUCCAGUUGUCCUCGCAAUGGCAGACGCAGAUCAAGACCUUCCCAAUCUCUCUCUUUAGCCUUCAAGACUCUAACUUGUGACUCACAACUCUCCAAGAUUAUUAGGUAGUAGUUGUUCCGAGACAUCCAUGAUCACAAUCAACUAAAACUUUUAUCUGGACAUCAACACACAAGGACUCCUCGUGCCUCCAAGCAAUAAUGACCAGUGAACAGACCUUUUAUUUUUCAUUGAUUUAUUUAUCUAUUUUUUCAAUGAUAAUUGAAAGACCAUACAUUGGCUGUGGUUUAAAUCUUGACAUCAUUUUGUUUCUGUUUUAACGAAAAUCAGAAGCACAUUCUAAAGAUGUAAGACAGACCUGAGAGGUGCCACUGAAAUCAAUUAUAUUUUUUUAGUUUUUAAAGUCUUGUUACAUGAUGAACUAAAAGUCACACAUGAUAAAAGAAAAUGCAAGCCCCAUUCUUCCCUUAAAGUCUAAUAGAUUUGUCAGUUCUUAGUAGUGGGAAGCUUUGUUAGUGCUCAACUUUAUAACACUAGGAAACAAAGAGUGAUAGACUUUCUGCCCAGUGAUCAUAAUUGCUGAUUGUGGCAAGUGAUGUGCUUGCUGUCUUCAUUUUCUCUCCAUAUUUCUAGGUGCACCAAAUCUUUCAGCAUUUUUUGUAAAAGCAACACAUCCCUCAAGUGUCAAGUGAGUUUUUUAGCCCAAAUGAUUAUGAAAACUAAAGAAAACCAAGAUGAAAAAACAGAUUCCUUUGGCAAGAAAAUUGAUAUUGAUCAACUAAUGUAAAUUCAGAACUGAUUUUUUCUCAGAACUUUUGUUUCUGUUCAUUGUCACACAUGGUACCAGACUCUGUUCUUUAGUAACAAGACAUCAGAACACAGAACUAUGUCACAUAUUGAAUUUUACCAUCAUAACUGAGUAAAAAAAAGCAACCCAAAGGAGUUGCCUUGUGCAGACUCCCCUUGUGUACUGCUUCCUAGUUGUUGUGAAUGUUUUAUGAAUUGUAUGAAUUACUGUGCAUUUUUAAUUGCUUCCUGAUGCAGUGCUCAUGUGUAGAGAAGAAUGCUUUCUCAUAUUGUAUGAAGUGUUGUGAUGCUGGUGUAUUUUUGUAUGAUCAUUUAUAAUGAAUCUAGGUAAAGGCAGCAGCAAAAGUCUUUAGUGUUUUAUAAUGUUGAGUUGAUGUAUGGCCUUAUUAAGCACAAAUUUACUUAUAUGUGUUUUGGAGGAUGAUAAUGAAAAAAGUCCUCAGUAACUGCCCAAUACAGAUUGCAUAGACUUCAUUUUGACGAAGAAAAAAAAGUAUUAAAAUUGGAUCAGUAAAUGGUUUUAUUAUUUUAGAGUUUGCCAGAUUCUACAGUUUUUCUUCAGACGAUCUGAGUGAGAUUGACUGUUGUAAUCACAGUCAUGAAUAUUAGAACUGGUCCUGUUCACUGCCAUUGAUAUAUUAUAUACUAUUAUCAGGAAGAUUAAUUGAAGUUAUUAAAGUUUGUAGGAAAUGUAAGGAAGAAAUGUGUGUAGGACGGGAUUUUACUUUUGUCUGAUGGCUGUACAAAGGGCAGAGUGGAAUGUUUGUCACAAGCAUUAAGAAAAGUGUUUUACAGUACCUCUAAUAGAGUUUAGGUAACUUAUUAAAAUCCCAUUUUCUUUUUGUUUUGUUUUUCAGUAUUAGAUAUCAUCAUGCAAGGAUCGGCAUAGAGUAUGUGAACAUCACCAUGUGAUAAAUUAAAAUGAUACAAAAUUUUCAAUAAAUAAAUGUUUUUUAGCUGGGACCUUAAGCAUGAAUAGCAAGGAUAGUUAGUAAGAGUUCAGUGUGACACGAGUUUCAAAGGGAAUGCAAGGACCUUUCUUAUGCUCAUCUUGAACUGUCUGUAUUUCAGAAUUCAGGUAGAUGUUUUUUUUUCUGUUUAUAUAUAUACUGAAUUGUAAAGUUUGAAGAUGUCUUUCUUCUUUGCCUUUUAUUCUGACUAUUGAUAUAUAAAUCAAUAUUUUGAAGUAUUACUUUUAUUAUUUGGAAGGAUUUUGAUUUUUUCUGGAAAUUUAACAUUCAAGACAUUUAUUUUUUUUAUGCUGUUCAGCAUUUUCACUCUGUGUAAUUCUUAGCUAAGAUUCCAUUACAGUCAAAUGAGGCAACAAUAGGAAAUAACAAGGGAAUGGGUUUGUUUAAAACCCACAACAUUUUGUUUAUGAGCUGGUUUCAUUUUUUAAUUGAACUUUUGAUAUACUUAAAACAUUCUGUUGAAAGCUACUUUUCUGUUUUUUUAUGGUUAAGAAGAGUUUACUGUUUGCAGACUAUAGAAUUUCAAAUUUCUUGUUAGUUUAGCCUGAGAAUAACAUUUUCUGAAAGGUAUUUAAGGGAUCAGAUGCUAAAAGAGAAGAAUUAAUGCACCAGCAGGGUUUCUUUUAGGGAACCAUUUUGUAUUAUUCAGAUUUGCUUUACAAUUUAGAUGGCUGUUAGAGGCUUCUGAUUUUAUCAGAAUAUAUUGGAUUAAGACAGUACAUUAAAGAGGGACUUUGUACAACUGAGAAGAAGGAAAAUUUGAAGCUGAUGAAAGGCAGUGAAUGAGUUAUCAACAUCCCUUGCCUCAUCCCUUGCCUGUCUUCCUGUAAGGUCAGAAUGAUAUAUUAGCCAAAGGUCACAGUCAGAAAAGUAUUGCAUUUUGUUUUUGUAAGAAAGAGAAAAGUUGUAUAGUUUUUUUUAGGUGAAAUUAUGCAUAGGAGUAACUCUGACUUAGGACAGUGAAUGUAAUAUUAAUUUUUAUAUUUAUUUUUAUUUUUUUUUAUAGUUCACAAGAAAAGUUAAAGAGUUUAUGCAUGGUCAGAGGAAUUUGUGAAUACUCUUUGUUCAGGAUCAUGGUGAGGAACUAAGUGGUGUCUGUAGGAAUCUUUGACAGGUUCUGUUCCUCUUCCUACUCUCUGUCAUUCUUGUUGUGAAGAUUGACUUGAUAUGAAACAAUUAAAUCGACCUUGCUUCUGCAGUCCUCUUCCCUCCUCCCUCCUCCCUCCUCCCUCACCUUGUUGUUUGGAGUCUUCUGAAGGAUAAGUAUUAGUGGCCUUGUGGGGCCAAAAACCACUAGUCUCAUGCUUGUCAGGGCUGGGAGCAUCCAUGAAGAAUCACCAAAACUUAAGGUUGGCCAAUUGUUACUUCCCAGAGGACGUCACAGAGGCCUUCAACUGCUCAUUCUCUUUCACAUACGGAUUUCAAUCACUUUGCCCAUCUUGACUGUUGAAUAAUUUCCACUGAUAUAAUCAGUGGCUUAAGAGAUAUACACUGUUGUAAUCUAACUACAAAAAAAUAUUUCAUAAGACUCCCAAUACAAACAGUGUAUUAGGAGUCAUUGAUCUGCCAGUUUUUAUAAAGUUACUCUCAGUUAAAACAUUUGACUUUCAAUUUGUGAAAUGUCUUAUCAAUGCUGCAAUUCAACAUGCAUAUCAUAACAUCUGCACCAAGUAGGCAAAAUCUGGAGGUGCUGGUGAUAAGCUUUCAGCUGGCCUGAAGCAAAGUUCUGGAAGCUCCUGCCUCUGCUCUCAAUUCACACAUAUUAGAAACAUACUUAUGUAAGCAACACGAGAAACAAAACAGUAUCAAAUGCACUAAGAAUUAUACCAUGUCUUUGUAAUAUUUUGCUAUACUUCUUUAACAUAUUUUAAAAUAAAGAUGAUAAUUGAAUCUUGCUUUAACAAGUAAAUCAAAUUUUAAUAACCAGUUAUCCUGAACAUUAUCAUCCAUGUAAUGGAAUGUAAAUGUCUGAUAUUUGUCAUGUGAUAUAUUAUAAUGUAAUGGAUGCCCCCUACCCCAAGUAAUUGAAUGUGAUGUAAACAUUGUUUUUUUUUUCUUUUUUUUUCAUUUUGCAUUUUUAGAAAUGUAGAUCAUUUAGAAGUUAAGAUUAGUAUACUGGAUGUGCUGUUAAUUUCUGUAAAUCACUUUUCCCUUUUUUCUUAUAAUUUUUAAGGGGUUGAAGUAAAUAUGUUCACAAUAUGUGAAGUCAAAGGACCACAAUAUUUGAGGGAAAAUUUAUGAUAUUCUAUAAAUUUUCACUUUUGUAAACUUCAGGCAUUAAUAGGAAGUUUUGUAGUUGCAUCAGAGGAAAAGGAAGGUGGUUGGAUACCAGUGAAGUCAGUGCUUGUCUGCCCUGCCGUGUGUACGGUCUCAAAGAACUGUACGCAUGAUAAGAAGCAAUAUAUUUUGCCAAGAUUUAUGAUAGCUUGAUUUGUCAAGUAGCUUCAAUCAAAGAUGUUUGUAAGGUUAGUUUUUAGGUCUCUUGUUGUAAUAGUUCACGGCACAUUCAUGAAAGGAACAAUGUUUAGAUCUGAGUGUGGUUCACCACCAUUCAAGUAUUACUUUGUCGGAAACUGGGGAGCACAAGUUCUUCUUUUUCUUUCGUAUAAUUUUCCAAAGCUGUAAAGCACAGUUGCCAUUUUAAACUUUAUAAGUAUUUUGUGUUGAACGUAGAAAAUCCUGAAGUAUUUCUAUUUUAUAGUCGACAGAAAACAGAAAUGUCAUUAAUGGCAAAAACAUGUACCUUUUAGAUGAAUGUGGCCGAUAUUAGCAGGAGCCUCUCUUGUUCUUCCACUAGUAUUGGAAUGGAACAUAGCACAUCUGAUUAUAAAAGAAUAAAAUCAAUAUUAUUUUUUAUGUUACAUUUCGAUUUGGGUCUUGUCACUUUUGUACAUGAACUGAAUCGCAGUCUGGGUUCAUAAGCCAGUUUUUGGAAGGUUGAAGUGUAAUGCAUCUCUGAUCUGCUAAGUAUAUGUUGUAAGCUGUAAGUGUGUAUGUUAUCUUAGUUCUACAGUGUUUUAGUACAGUGGGAUCAUCAUUGUAGUUAUAAUGAUAAAGAAGGAAAUGGUUGUCAAAGUAUGUUGCAAGUGACUAAGAAUACUCCAAGUUUUAUGUCUCAUUCAGUGAAUCAUUCAUAUUUUAGUUUUUUAUUUGUUAUGGAAUGAGAACUUGUACACACUUUAUUAGAUUACCUUUUUAAUUAUCUUUUGAGUAUUUUACAUUUUGAAAGAAUAUUAAGAGAAAAGUAGAUAAAUAAUAGUUUUACAGUAUUAGAAGCCAUUUUGAGGGAAAGAAAUGUGUUAAAGUCAUUGAAACCCAAAACGUGGAAGAUGCAGAUUAUCAACAAUAUUUGAAACAUAAGCAAAAGCAUAAUAUUUUAAAUACUUUAUUGAUGUCUUAAAGUAUAAACAUGUAUCAGAGAGAUGAUAAAAUACAAAAGAUGUGAUUCAUGCACUGACUACUUUAUGUUUCAGUUGCUCUUAGUAACUGAGUAUCCGAUGACUGCCUGAAAAUGAUUUUUUCAAAGCAACAACAAGAGGUGAUUCAAGCAAUUAUAAGUUUGAUUUCUAAAAUGUUAAAAAUCAUUGCUAAAAAUUA